AUGGAGGGAUGGCCGGUGACCGGCUCGACGCUAUACUGGGAGAGAAAGAAGAGGAAGUCAUCAGGGUUGCCGGCAAUUUCUCCCGCUUUGCCUUUUCCUCAGCCCACGCAACGAAAGGACAGGAUGAUUCUGGGAAUUCGGAGAAAUCUGGAACACGCAGAGCAUGAAGUGUCAACAGAGAAGCUGUCGUCCCCACGUUUCGACCACUCCUUGAAUAUUUCUGUCGUCGCAUCCUAG
This is a messenger RNA of Toxoplasma gondii ME49, 237 nucleotides long. RefSeq lists its product as hypothetical. The transcript has 3 exons. The record is from RefSeq and is a predicted model, not a curated record. The coding region runs from base 1 to 237 and encodes 78 amino acids. NCBI's taxonomy places the organism in Eukaryota, Apicomplexa, Conoidasida, Eucoccidiorida, Sarcocystidae.